AUGGCUUUAGUGAGAAGUAUAAUGAGUGCAAAGAAGAUUCUUGGCCGCUCCGUAACAGCAGCAACCGCAACAAGCAAAAGAGCAGCCUCAGCGGCACCACCUAAAGGGUUUCUUGCUGUGUACGUAGGGGAGAGCCAGAAGAAGAGAUAUGUGGUGCCAGUCUCAUACUUGAGCCAGCCUUCGUUUCAAGCUCUCCUCAGUAAAUCAGAAGAAGAGUUUGGGUUUGAUCAUCCCAUGGGUGGCUUAACCAUCCCUUGUCCUGAAGAUACUUUUAUCAAUGUUACUUCUCGGCUUCAUUGAUGAUUGUUCACUAUUUUGUUCUUAGAACUAGAGUUAGAUUUAUUCAUUGUAUAUAGAUGAAUCUUUACUCUUUCUUCUCGAAUGAGUUUUCCGGAAAGGUUAUAAAAUGAAUUCAGUUUUCAUGCAA
This is a messenger RNA of Brassica napus (rape), 427 nucleotides long. Its product is annotated as auxin-responsive protein SAUR23-like. Gene Ontology annotation, biological process: response to auxin. NCBI's taxonomy places the organism in Eukaryota, Viridiplantae, Streptophyta, Magnoliopsida, Brassicales, Brassicaceae. The record is from RefSeq and is a predicted model, not a curated record. The coding region runs from base 1 to 300 and encodes 99 amino acids. The transcript has a single exon.